UGAAUCAGUCAGUUAGUUGACAGGCAGUCAGUAAGUCAGUCAGCCACUCAGUCAAGUGGAGUGAAGUUCGGUGUUCAGCUCGGAGCACAACAAAAGUUAAUAAAUUCAAGUGCCGGGUUAUCAACAGCUGCUGACCCAAAAUAGCUUGACAACAUACGCAAAAAGAGGCGACGACUACAAAGUUCAACGGCACUUGAUAUCAGAAAUAAAAAGUAGGCACGUUGCGCAUACGCCGUGUGUGCCCCAGCUGUACGAGUUAAUAAAGGCACAAAGCUUGCAACCAGGCCAAAAUAGAAGCCAAAACAAAAAGAAAAGAAUAACAAAAAUAACAACGAAGAGCGAGAACAUGAAUGACCGUGAAAUGAGUUGCAAUACGGGCGGCCAGUUUAUGGAUCGCGGACGCAUGAAUCAGAAUGGAGUGGUCCAGCCUUUGCUCACUGAUCUGUAUCAAAUAACAAUGGCCUAUGCGUACUGGAAGUCGGGAAAAACGGACGAUCAGGCCGUAUUCGAUUUGUUCUUUCGCAGCAAUCCUUUUCACGGCGAAUUCACUAUUUUUGCCGGCCUAGAGGAAUGCCUUAAGUUCCUGGAUAGUUUCCAUUAUUCGGACAGCGAUAUUGAAUAUCUUAGGCAAACGCUGCCCGAGGGCAUUGAGAACGAAUUCUUUGAGUAUUUGGGCAAUUUAACAGCGCGCGAUGUCACGCUUUAUGCCAUCGAUGAGGGCACGGUGGCGUUUCCACGUGUUCCGAUUAUCAAGAUAGAAGGUCCUCUAAUUAUAGUGCAAUUGUUGGAGACAACGCUGCUCACUUUAGUGAACUAUGCCAGUUUAAUGGCGACGAAUGCAGCACGUUAUCGCAUGGUAGCUGGAAAACAUGUAAAGCUAUUGGAAUUUGGAUUGCGUCGUGCACAGGGACCCGACGGCGGACUCUCGGCAUCAAAGUAUUCCUACACAGGCGGCUUUGAUGGCACUUCGAAUGUUUUGGCAGGCAAGCUCUUCAACAUACCCGUAAAGGGCACGCAUGCGCAUGCCUACAUCACCUCGUUCAGCAGUGUGGGCGAGCUUAAGACGCGAUUGCUGAAGCACAAGCAGACGGGCAUUACUGAGGAUCUGCUGGAGCAUGCCAUACGCCAUCGUCAACUGUUGUCCCAUCUACUGGACGUUUCGACGGAGGAGUCUAGCGAGGGAGAAUUAGCGGCCAUGGUCUCGUAUGCAAUUGCCUUUCCGGAUGGGUUCAUGGCGCUUGUCGACACGUACGAUGUUAAGAGCCGAGAAACAUUAGAAGUCACACAAGACCCAACCGUACAAACUGAAACCAAAUCAAGACAAAUUCAAACAAAUGCCACGCCCACAAAUGGCUACAAACUGCCCAACGGCACUAAAGUGACAAGCAAUGGAAAGAAAUCAAAUGGUCUAGUAGACCCCAUCAGCACAGGGAAUGGCCACUGCCCGCAGGCAUCUGUGAGUCAAGCCCCAAUGCCUGCGUCUAUAACAACAGAUACGACCCCACAAACAACAGCUACAAACAGCAAGACAAGCACCUCGUCCAAAGGGACAGCGUACCUACCAAAAUAUGUCGAGAAGUCAUUCAGGAGCGGGCUGCUCAACUUUAGCGCAGUGGCCCUGGCGCUCAAUGAUCUGGGUUAUUAUGCUUUGGGCAUUCGCAUUGACUCUGGAGAUUUGGCCUACUUGUCGUGUCUGGCUCGGGAGACCUUCGAGAAGGUGGCUGAGCGCUUCAAGGUUCCAUGGUUCAAUAAACUGACCAUUGUGGCAUCCAAUGAUAUCAACGAGGACACCAUACUUAGUCUGAAUGAGCAGGGACACAAAAUCGACUGUUUCGGCAUUGGAACGCAUUUGGUCACCUGUCAGCGCCAGCCCGCCUUGGGUUGUGUCUAUAAGCUGGUGGAGAUAAAUGGCCAGGCACGCAUUAAACUGAGUCAGGAUGUGGAAAAGGUUACCAUGCCGGGCAAUAAGAAUGCAUAUCGUCUAUAUAGUGCCGAUGGUCAUGCUCUAAUCGAUCUGCUGCAAAAGGUUUCGGAGCCACCACCGGCUGUGGGACAGAAAGUGCUAUGCAGGCACCCCUUCCAGGAGUCAAAGCGCGCCUACGUCAUUCCCUCGCAUGUUGAGUCCCUCUAUAAGGUGUACUGGAAAUCCGGCAAAAUAUGCCAACAGCUGCCCACACUCGAGCAGGUACGCGAGAAGGUGCAAAUCUCGCUAAAAACACUGAGGAACGAUCACAAGCGUACGCUGAAUCCAACGCCGUAUAAGGUUGCCGUCAGCGAUAAUUUGUAUAAUUUCAUUCACGAUCUGUGGCUGCAGAAUGCACCGAUUGGGGAGCUCUCAUGAUCUAUAUAAGAAGCCAAAGUCGAAAGCAUUCGACUUUGCAGCAAUAUUCCGAAAAUAGUACGCAAGUGAAGUUGAAGUCUUGUCCAUUGAUCCAUUGGUUUCUCGUUGGUGCGCAGUGGCACACGAUUUUAAUCAUUUGCUGGUCAUAUGCAUUAUAAUUUUGGUACUGGUGCAGAUACUUGCAUAAACAUAUAUACAUACGAGUAUAUGUACAUAUGUAUGUAGCGUAGACUAAGAUGAUUAGAUUCUCCAAGGCGAGCAGCGCAAUAAUAUUCUACAAAACACACACAUACACUCGAAACGUAUUGCACGCCCAUAAACAAUGAUAAAUAGCCAACUAUUAAGCGAAAUCUAUACCAUAGAUAUACAUACAUUCAUAGUUAUACAUUUUUAAUGCUAGUUUAAAACGCACAUCGUAUUCAGGAAUGUGUUACGUGCCUUAACAAACAAAGAAACGCAAAUAACUUCACAAAUAUGGAAACUACAACCAAAAAAGUUAAAGAGGAAAUCAAUUUGUAUUUAAUAAUUUUAGCAAUUAAGUGUUGAAAGUUGCUAAAGAAAAACAAAGAAACAUACAAAGGAUUAGAUGAA
Scaptodrosophila lebanonensis is the source of this 2932-nucleotide messenger RNA. It is a transcript of the gene Naprt, whose product is annotated as nicotinate phosphoribosyltransferase. Bases 347 to 2341 code for a protein of 664 amino acids. The record is from RefSeq and is a predicted model, not a curated record. Gene Ontology annotation, molecular function: nicotinate phosphoribosyltransferase activity. The transcript is spliced from 12 exons. Gene Ontology annotation, biological process: NAD+ biosynthetic process. NCBI's taxonomy places the organism in Eukaryota, Metazoa, Arthropoda, Insecta, Diptera, Drosophilidae.